Molecule: messenger RNA, 1463 nt
Organism: Phascolarctos cinereus (koala)
Lineage: Eukaryota; Metazoa; Chordata; Mammalia; Diprotodontia; Phascolarctidae
Source: RefSeq, a predicted model, not a curated record
AUGCAGCCUCCUGCCCCAUUCCCAGAGGAGCAGGUGAAAUGCAGAUCAGGCGUUCUCCCUAAGUCCUCCUCCCUUGGGGACAAGGCUGUGACUCCCACGUUAGAGAAAUUCAGGUGCAUGCUUGGGCUGGGCUGCGAAGAUGAGCGCUCUCGGGAAGGAGACAGCUCUUCCCAGGCCUGCCGAUGGGGGCGGAGCGGGCGGGGGCCUGGGUGCAGGCAGACGCCCCCAGGGGGGCGGGGCCUCGGGGGCCGGCGUUCCAGAAGGCGCCGUGGCCCCGCCCAGCGCGUCGGCCGGACGCCUGGCGGCCUGCGGACAGCAGAGGGCAGCAUAGUGGUGUGCCUACUGCCUGCCGGCCGCCGGAAGGGGCGGGCCUUGGCGCGCCCCAGCCCUCGCCUAUUUCCUUGGCUCACCGGAAGCUGCGCGCCCUUUCCUCGGCUCGUAGCAGCUGUGGCUCGUGGACCUAAGAAGCAUCUGAAGCGCGUCGCCGCCCCCAAGCACUGGAUGCUGGACAAGCUGACCGGCGUCUUUGCUCCCAGACCAUCCACAGGCCCCCACAAGCUGAGAGAGUGCCUCCCACUCAUCAUCUUCCUCCGCAACCGGCUCAGGUAUGCCCUGACAGGGGAUGAGGUUAAGAAGAUCUGCAUGCAGCAGUUUAUUAAGAUUGGCAAGAUCACGGACACGACCUACGCUGUCGGCUUCAUGGAUGUCAUCAGCAUCGAAAAGACUGGCGAAUAUUUCCGUCUGGUGUAUGACACCAAGGGCCGCUUUGCUGUUCUUCGAAUCACAGCUGAGGAGGCAAAGUAUAAGCUGUGCAAAGUGAGGAAGACCUUUGUGGGCACCAAGGCCAUUCCUCACCUGGUGACCCACGAUGCCCGCACCAUCCACUAUCCAGAUCGGCUUAUCACAGAUUUCAUGAAGUUUGAUACUGGCAUGUGCCCACAUGUGUUGGAGCUUAUCGCCCAGCUCUUUGGGGCCAACCUUGCCGAGGCCAACUCUUGGGCUUCCUGUUGGAUCCUCUGGUGUCAACAAAUGUGCCAUGCUCCCCACCUUUGGAACAUCUUUCUUUGCGUUUCUCACCUGGGCCCCUCUCCUAGAGUCUUCCGCUGCUGUCCUACGGAAGAGAAGCCUUUCCUGGUACCAGGUGGCGGUGCUUUCCACCUGCCAGGCCUCAUCCUGAAGAUCUGGCCUCAAGUUCUGCUCUGCAAACAGAAUGGGAACAAGCAUUUAAGUACUGGCCCUACUGUGUGCCAGGUGAAUUGGAUUGAAAGGAGGCUGAGCUGUACAAAGUAGGCAGCAUCUCUUCCUGAGUCACUGGAAGUCCAGUGGCAUGACAGAAGUCAGGAGGACUGCUGAUGGCCCCCAAUGCAGGGAGUGACCUUGGCAUCUUUGAUGUCAGACCCAGGUCUAAGGGCUCCACAGUGCCUGCUUCAGCCACCUUCACGGCCUUUGGUGAAAGAGCCAUA